AAGCAGCAAAAGGCCACGUGUCAAUAAGUGAGAAAGUAUCCGUUGGAACCUGUUAUAUAAACCUGUACCUGCAUUUGCUCUGUCUUCACUUUCUCUCCUCUACCUGCAAAUCAUUUAUUUGUUUCUCUUGAAUUUCUUUGUUUCUUCACUCUCUCUCUCUCUUUCUCUCUGUUCAACAAAUUUCUCUUCUCUGAUCAAACUUUCCGCUGAAUUAAGCCCUAAGAUCGAGACCCACAUCGAUCAAAAACCCUAAUCGAGAUCGACCCUAAGAUCGAUCAAAAACCCUAAUCGAGAUCGAUCAAUCAUGAAGCGGAAGCGGGCCUUUACUAUGGCAUCGUCAUGGUCGUCUACCGUGAAACCCUCGCGCGUUCCUGAAGAAGAAUCAGUCCGGUGUUGGGAGAGCAAAACGGCGUCGUCAAACAGAACCCGACCCCAAAUCCAAUCCAGAUCAAGAAGAGGAUCGAAAACAAGAAACAUCAAUGAUGUCUUAAAAGAUGAAAGAUCCAAGAUUUCUGGGAUCAACCGGAUUUUGGGGACACCCAUUCCCGUGAGCAAUAACCUGACAUGGAGGCUUUUGAAAUCUCACAUGCGAAUUGAAUCUUUUUACUGCACCAAGCUCCACUCCGCUCUCAAUGCCAUCCACGAGUGUUUCGAGCCUUCCAAAGACCCCUACACCAACAGAGACAUUGCUGAGGACAUUGUCUUCGACUUGGAAUCCGAUUCCGAGUUGAAUUUGAGAGGGUUUUACACUGUGGUUUUGGAGAGGAGAGAUGAUGAUGAUGGUCAUCAGGAGAUGAUCGGUGCCGCCACGGUGAGGAUCAAUAAGGGAGUUGCUGAAGUGCCACUCGUGGCGACUAGGCCUCAGUUUAGGAGACUUGGGAUGUGCAGGAUUUUGAUGAAUGAGCUCGAAAAUCGGCUCAUGGAAUUCGGCAUUGAGAGGUUAGUCUUGCCUUCUGCGCAAAGCGCACUCAAUACAUGGACUAGUAGUUCAAUUGGGUUUUCAAUGAUGAGUGAGGCUGAGAUAUCAGAGCUCAGUGCUCAUCAUGAGUUCUUGGAUUUUAAGGACACUGUCAUGUGCCAUAAAAUACUCUUGAAGCACCCAAUAGUGUCAUUGUGAUGUGGAUGAUUUGACAAACCUCGAGUUUCCUGAUACCAAGAGUCUAAGACCAUUCUUUGGUCUUGUUACCCUUUCCUCAUCGAUCCCACACUAACUUUUCGUUAGUUCCUGCCUUGCAGCGCCUCAUUUUGGUCACCUUCUGGGUUCCUCUUUGGCAGUUUGAGUCAAAACUCCAACUCCUCUUUUCUCAAUAGCAUAACCUGAUAUCUGCUUUGGCCGAAUGUGUUCAUGAAUCUUUGUAGAAUUAACUUUCACAAUGAUAGUGUAACAUGAUAUCUCUUUUGGCAGAAUGUGAUCAUGAAGUCUUUGUAUAAUUGACACUCACAAUGGUAGGCAUGUUGCGUAUAUGUUCCAUUGAACCCAUAUUUUGAACAAGAAUGUGAGCAAGUCCUUUUUAUGUUCAUUGGACACUCGGAUUUGAGAUAUUUUGUGACAUGCCACCGUUCAUGCUUAAUGCUGCAUUACUUUCACAUCAUUUCUGAUAGACUAUUGACACAGUACUACCUUAGGUUCACUUACCAAAAGCUAGUCGGUAAGAGUCUGCUUUACAUCUUAGUACUUAAAACAGCACUUACUAGAAAACAAUAGAAACCUUUGUUUUCACAAAUUGAUAAGCUGUAGUUCGUUUCGGUUAAAUAGAUCAAUCCCUUUGGUUCUUUGAGUCAAAAGUCCAACUCUUUUAUUAGUAGAUAUGAGAUUUUCUAGUGAAUUUUAGUGUUUUUUUUUUCUUGAAAGUUCAGUGCUCAAUAAUUCCUCUGAAUUUGCCCUGUUUAGUGUUUGGACUCCUUAGUGUUUUAGAUUUCCUCUUUAUAUAGUAAAUCCAAAACAAGAAAACAAAAGGUCCAUUUGGUGGAUUUUACUAAUGAUGUUACGUGAUGCUACUGACAUGGUGAUUGCAAUCACGUAUUUACUUUACCUGUUUAAGGGCAUGUUCAUUUGAGUAAGUGCAUGCCCUUAUUUCAGCGUGCACCCAGUCAAAGAAACACCAAUAAUGUUGCUACUGUCAUCAUACGAGUAUUAAGUCUGUCCAUUGUAGAUUUUGAGCCCUUGUUGUCAUUUGUGUUGUCAGAAUGUGCAAAAGUGAAUUGGUAGGCGUUUUGUAAGUGACCUCUGAAAGUUAAGAAAUUAUUGAGUAAAUAGUGAUACAUGAGUUCUUGAAAAUCAUAUGUUCAAAUAAUGUUACCCGGGCUCCUAUCUUGAGCAUAUUCAGUGCACCAAUUCAGAUAUUGAGGUAUAUAUUCUUUGUUAAUCUGCAGGAAUUGACUCCUAAUAACUUGAAGACAGUCAGCAUCAUGGGUAUGUCCUAAAUUUAGAAUACUGUAAACUUCAGAUCUUUUGGUUCCUAAGCAUUCUGUCCUUUAUUUUCAUCGAGUUUGCCACCCACAUUUUAUGAGUGAAGCUAUCAUGUCCAAAUUUGUUGUCUAGCUUGUGAAGAGAAGGGAUGUAAUAAUGCAGGAUCAUGGGAAGCAACUGCCGUUGGUUAGCUUGCCUAAUUCUAGUGUUUUCUAUUCUGAUUGUCUUAUCUUAAUGUUGUGUAUUAGACUCUUAGAUCACUGGCUUAAAUUUAUUAUGUUAUUUGCUGAAUAAUUGCUAGAGUUCCUCAGUCUCAGCUUACGUUUUCUUACUGUUCUUAAACCUCUCUUGUUUUCAAUCUUGACAGGAUAUAUGAAAUCCUUGUAAGCAUAAGAGCCGCCUUCAAGCCUUCUGGAUGUCUUGUCAAGUUAUAUCUCUGCUGUCGUGCAAAGGGCUUUAGUGUUGAGGAUUAACUUGUUUACUGUUGAGCAUUAACUACUUGUAGUUAUAUAAGCUCUAUGCGCCUUUGUGUUCCCCAAAUUCUUUAACAUUACGGGCAUUCUUUGGAUGCUACAGAUGGCUUGAUUCCUUGAUGAAUUUCAAUACUGUAAAUGUUUUGUUCUAGUUGAAGAGUGCAAUGUAAAUUUAAUGGUGAGCAUGGGAUUGAAAUGCGUUUCCCUCACACAUGUAUGUAGAAGGUGGAAAUGAAUUGAUGGAAAAUUAUUUAGCAGACUA
Rosa chinensis is the source of this 3145-nucleotide messenger RNA. Its product is annotated as increased DNA methylation 1. Gene Ontology annotation, biological process: negative regulation of DNA-templated transcription. The transcript has 3 exons. The coding region runs from base 305 to 1117 and encodes 270 amino acids. The record is from RefSeq and is a predicted model, not a curated record. Lineage: Eukaryota; Viridiplantae; Streptophyta; Magnoliopsida; Rosales; Rosaceae. Gene Ontology annotation, molecular function: transcription corepressor activity; acyltransferase activity, transferring groups other than amino-acyl groups.